AUGCAGGCAAUGGAAACGUUGGUGAUAACAAAAAGAACGGCGAUGAUGAACAUGAUGAAGGAAGAAGGCGUAAUGAUGAGAGAUAUGAGCGAGCAAUGCAAUGGCUUACUUGAACGUCAAGAUGACCAUGUUUAUGGCGAGACUCGCACACAAAGAGAGGCGGCGGCACUGAAAAAACAGUCGUGCAGUUCCAACGAAACCUCGCGACCGUCGUCGAGGACUCAGAGCAUCGACUCUCGAUACCACCGAAACAGCACCUGCAGCGCCAACAGCAACCUCAUCAGCUCCUUGAUCGACAAGGCGGCCGCUGCCGUGGUGAAUGGAGGCAGUUGUGGUGGUGGUGGGGGAAGUAAUGGAAGUAACAGCAGUAAGAUGAGAAGGAAGAAAAUUCUCGUUCCUGCGGUUUUCGAUAUUCCUGGCAUUCAAAUCAGCCGCAUAGAGACCAUCGACCUCGACGAUGCCUCCGACAAAAGUGGCCAGCGAACGCUGGAGCUGGUAGUUGGCGGUCGUUCGAACAAAAACAAAAAAGAUUCCACAGCAUCGAUCAGCUCUGUGGGAUCAACCACAGCCAACCACUACCACCACAACGGUCGACACUACCACCAGCAAAACGGAUCGUCAUCUUUUUCCAGGAAAUACAUCAUCGUCAAGAGCAGCGAUGCUUCCAGUGACUAUUCCAGAUUUUCUGAUUAUUCAUUAGUCGAAGCCAUGAGUCGUAGCAGAAGUAGCAGAAGCAGCCGCGAUUCAAGCAACUUCAGUGGCUCACAGAAGUUGUACGACAUGUCUUCAUCACCGUACAACUCUCAGUUGGAUAUUGAUGACAAUGAUGAAGAUGACAACGAAAAUAACGAGAAAAACAAGAAAAGUCAUGGCAGAGAUUAUUCACUCUUAACUCCCAGCAUUCCUAGAAAAGGUUCGGUCGUAACGUUCGACGUAUCUGAUUCAAAUGUGCGCCGACAUUCAAGCCCCGUCCCAUCGUUGAGACGCAAAGACCUGACGGAAGCAGGAAGUCGCAAGUUGGAGGAAGAUGAAGCAGCCGCUCGUCAGGACAAUCAAAGAAACCAGAUAACAGAAAUGAGCAGCAUGUCCACACCUCCCAGCACCAACCAGCGAUACGUGACCACCAGCAGCCACAAACCUCACCUGCUCACUGCUGCUCGUCACAAAUCCUCCAGCCAAUCACAGACUAGAAAAAGAUCAUGUGACCAAUCUUUGCCUACUAUUUUUAUAACGCCUAUUGCCACAAGCGGAAGCACUGUAUCUCAUGAAGCUGCUCCAACAGCAGAACACCUGCCCAUGACGUCAUUGAGGGUCUCGGACUCUUCGUUACAUUCCGAGCAGAAAAUUUCAAACACGCCUGAGAAAGAAGAAAACAAUAAAAAACUUGAGUUUGAGACAGAUGUCACUAACCUUAAUAAUUCAUUCAACGUACAUCAUCACACAGUUUCGAACGAGGAUCUCUGUUGCGAGGUGACACGAGACACCGGCUCAACACCUACCGCACCAGCACCGAGCAUUAGCUCGCCAUCAUCCACAAAAUGUUCAUUCGGUCGAAAGUAUGGGGUGUGGUCUCCAGAGACCGACUCACAUUCAUGCUGUUUCUCAAUGCAACAUCAACAACAACCACCUACAACAUUCCAACAGCAUCGCAAACCGCAACAACACUGCUACAGGAAAUCAUCCUUGAAUUUACAGUUCGGACAACAUGAAACUAAACCAAGAACAAGUCAGUCGAUAAAAAAACCGGCAAGAAUUUCAUAUCACAGUGAUAUUUUCCCUCAUCUGGAAAACGUCGAAACCAGUUACACACCGACCAACUUCACUGCAGGUGCAGACUCUGGCAAAAUGAUCAACAUUGCUCAACUGAAGGAAAAGACGAGUCCCCGAUACAGUGCAAGCAGCAGAAGCCAGUCUUCAAAGAGUUUGCACAGAGGCCUGCGAAAGGAAAGUGCUCACGUUGGCAGGAACUUUUCUGUCAAACAGAAAAACAACAACCACAAUGAUGAUAAAAAGAACGAUGACGCUGAAAGUAAGAUUGGAAAACAUGAAGGCUAA
Molecule: messenger RNA, 2055 nt
Organism: Helobdella robusta
Lineage: Eukaryota; Metazoa; Annelida; Clitellata; Rhynchobdellida; Glossiphoniidae
Exons: 7
Coding region: 1-2055 (684 amino acids)
Source: RefSeq, a predicted model, not a curated record